UUUUUCUUGAAGAGAUCAUUGAAAAAUACAAUAAUGGAUACUCGGGAAUCGAAUAAUAAUGAAGAAGACGAGGAUGGAAAAAUAAUAAUGGAAGAAAAUAUUGAAGGCAACAAUUUUUGUGAAUUUUCUGAUAAUGAAUCCACGAAGAGAAUGAAUAAUCGAGAACAUUCAUCAAAUAAUGUUCAAACUAGCGAUGACGCGGAAAUUUCAAAUGUUGUUGCAACAACAACAGCAACCAAUUCUCAUUUAACUCCUUCUGAGGCAAACUUUUUUCAAGCCUUUAUACGAAUGGCGGUUGCUGUGUUUUUGGUCCUUAUUUUAAUUUAUUAA
This is a messenger RNA of Meloidogyne enterolobii, 330 nucleotides long. The record is from the annotation of a GenBank genome assembly. NCBI's taxonomy places the organism in Eukaryota, Metazoa, Nematoda, Chromadorea, Rhabditida, Meloidogynidae.